Penicillium waksmanii is the source of this 555-nucleotide messenger RNA. RefSeq lists its product as uncharacterized. Lineage: Eukaryota; Fungi; Ascomycota; Eurotiomycetes; Eurotiales; Aspergillaceae. The record is from RefSeq and is a predicted model, not a curated record. The transcript is spliced from 2 exons. The coding region runs from base 1 to 555 and encodes 184 amino acids.
AUGCGUUACUCCGUCGUCUUCGCUACUCUCUCUGCUCUCGCCCUCCAGGGUGCUGUUGCCCAGAGCAACCCUGCCACUCAGUAUCUGACCGAGACCAACUCCAACGGAGUUGUGACCGGCCAGCCUGACGUCGUCACCUCCCAGGCAGCCGCCGUUACCUCCCAGGAGCCCGCUGCCAGCAUCCCCGCUGGUCUGACCUCCGAGCCCUCUGGUGCCUCUGGUUACCCUGGCCAGACUGGCAGUGCCACUGCCACUGGCACUGCUACCACUGCUACUGGUACCGGCUCCUCAGCUCACGGCUCGGCCACCGGCUCUGGAUCUGCCUCUGCCUCUGGCAGUGGCAGCAAGAGCCUGACCACCAGCACUCGCACCAAGUCGUCCACUGCCACUGGUACCUCCACCGAUACCUCCACCGACUCGACUGACUCCUCCUCCUCCGGCACUGCCACUGGCACCCAGACCGGCACUACCUCCGCCUCCACCGGUGCCGCUGCUACUGCUGGCCCCGCUCUCGGCCUCAUUGCCGGUGCUGCCCUGGCUGCUUUCGCUCUGUAA